GCCAGCGCGUUUCGCCUGCCUGUGGUUUUUCCUCCAUGACUUUGACUUUCCUGGGCUGAGGGGAUGCAGGGAGGAGCGUAGGGUUACAGCCCAGAAAGUCCUCCCCGCUUCCCCCACGGCUUCAGGCAGCCCCCAGCUGUUCCCAGCUGCCUCCCACCGCCCACGUUCACCGAUCAGCUCCCAUCCUCAUCCUGUCCCACCUCUUCAGUUUAUCUGUCUCUGCCAACAACACUUUUCUGCAGACUUUUACCACUCACUGCACCAGCCUAUGCCUGGGGCUACAGGGAUACUGGGGGCAUCCCCAGGACUCACCAUCCCGGUGGACAUUCCCCCCUUCCACUUCCAGCCCCGCCGGGUCAGUGUUGACUGGCGUCGCUUCAGUGCCAUCGACGUGGAGCAGGUGGCCCGGGAGGUGGACGUGGCCACACUCCAGGAGCACAUCUCUGGCGUCACCUUCUGCAACCUGGAUGGGGAGCGGUGCCCCCACUGCGGGCAGCCGGCGGACCCCGUCCUGCUGAAGGUCCUCAGGAUGGCCCAGCUGAGCAUUGAGUACCUGCUGCACUGCCAGGAGUGCCUCGGGACCAGCCUGGCCAUGCACACCCGGUGCCUGCGAGAUGCCCACGCCGAGCUGGCUUGCAUCCAACAGCAGGCAGCAGAGCAGGCAGCGCAGCUCCGGGGUGCAAAGGAGGAGAGCAGGAGGUGGAAGAAGCUCAUUGCCAUGCAGCAGCUCUUCCUGCAAGCUGGCCCCAACACCCAUUGCAAGUGCCACCUCUGCGGUAAAGCCUUCAUGAACAACUCCUUCCUGCAAGCCCACGUGCAGCGCCGGCACGCAGAGGCCACCGAGGCGGAGAGGCAAAAGAUGAAGCAGAUGGAGCAAAUGGAAGACAAGGUAGAGGAGCUGAAGGCGAAACUGAGGGAGACGCAGCAACAGCUGGAAGCAGAGAGGGAAGCGGAGAAGCUGCGCAGGGAGCAGGAAACAGAGAGAGCUCGCCAGCAACAAGAGGAGGGCAGGAGAGAUUUGGAAAGAUGGAAAGAGGAGGAGAGGAUGAAGAUGCAUGAAGAGAUAGAUGGCCUGAGGCAGAUCUUCCUCGAAGCGUUCAAGGAUGUGGCGAGCAGAAGCAGUGCCGUGGAGGCGAAACUGCAGGAGCUUCAGGCCAGAGAGGCAGCAAAGUCCAACUUGGGGACCCUGCAGGAUGAUGACACUGAGGAGGCACGGUGGCAGGCACCAAGCCGGGCAGAGCAGCAGGGCAAGCAAGAGUGGAUGACAGCGCAGAUCAAGCUGCUCUCUGCAAGCAAACCUGAAGUGACCCAGGAGGUGACCGAAGUGGUGGCUGAUGAAGAGUCAUCAGACAGGAAGGAGGCCACCCUGGGUGGGAAGCAGAGGCUGCUGGAGGCCCUGCAGAGAAACCCAAACCUCCUGAAGCAGUUUCGCCCUAUCCUGGAGGAAGUGCUGGAGGAAAAGCUGGAGAGCAUGGGUGUCAAGCGGGUUGCAAAAGGAAUCUCCACUCGGACCUACAAAAAGCUCCAGGCUCUGGUCAGGCUUCAGCAGCAACAGAAGGCUGAGAAAUUUCCCAGUCUCCUACCCCUGAGGGACGAGUUGGUUCAAGCAGUGAUGGGGAAAGUCAGGAGAUGCAAGAAGCCCAGCAGUGCUUUGCCUCGACAGCUCUCCAUCAUCCCAGCUCGCAACCUGAAGAGCCCCAGGUCACUUCAUGGGUCACAGCCCAUGGCGAUACCAGCUGCAGCAGAGCCUGGAGCCUUGGUGAUCCCCCAGCCUACUCCUCAGAUCAGGACCUGCUCUACCCACAGCCCCCCAAGGACUCCCUGGGGCACCCUGCGGACCUCCAAAGCCAGCAGCCCCCAUUGACGACUUGUCCCACAGUGGAGUUGGCAGGUGACAGCAGUGACCUGCAGACCAGCUCCCUGGCGGAGCCACCACUGAUGCUCGGGAACCACCUCUGUUCCCAGGGCCCCGGGGAGCCAGGAUGCAAGGGGACACGCGGUGGUGACAGGGAAGUGACAGCCCUCUGCCAGCAGCCACUGGAUGGUGCCACAAGACCAGAAACAGGCAGCAGCCUCUCUGAUCCUCGCCAGGCUGCUCCUGGGCUCCAGCCACCCCUCUUUUGGGGAAGACCCCAAUAUUGGAGCUCUCCCAGACAGCACAGGGGGGGUGGGUCCUCCCUGGCCAGCCACUGUGGAUCGCACCAAGGAGGAUAAAUGCUGUGUGGUCGCCAAAGCAGUGAUUUCUGCUCUGCCAUCAUCACGCACACAAGCAGUAACACAGCGCGGGACGGUGCCAGGAGCUUUUGGAGACCCAGCAGUGCUCCCUGGGCUUCGCAUCCGACAGGCUGGGAGCAGCCCCCUGCACCGGGCACAGCCUGGCACUCCGUGUGGGGCUUUCGUGCUUUAAACAGUCCAAAACACAGUCAGGAAGGGAAGAAAGCAGCUUUCCUCCUCUUUGCCAGCACUCCCAAGGGCGAUGGAAAAGGUCUCAUUUUCUGCUCUAGGAGGAACAUGGCCUGCGGGCGCUUUGGACAGCGUAAGAAGCCAGAGCUGCUGUCUCCUUCCUCCCUUCCUUCUCGGACUGGUGGGAACUCCAACGCAAAGGAUGAUUUUUUUUGCACUGUAAAUGUGGCCAUAUAAACCAGACUCCACUGAUAAUGCUCAUCUGUGUAAAUUAAGUCCAUCUUCCUAAUUCUCUCUGUAUUUUGUACAUUUGUGGCAGUGCAUUUAUGAUCUCAAUCCCUCAAAAGUAUAAAAUUUUGGAAGAUGCAUCAGGAAAAACAGGCAUUGCUCCAUUUCUCUUCUCUUUUCCACCGCACUCCACCUCCGGUUCAGACUUCUGCCAUUCCCUAUUUCUAACACUUGCACGUGGGUUUAAUGCUAGGGAGCAGAAAGACCAGCUAGGGUUGAGCAGAACGGGGUGAUUUAAUUUAAUUUCACCGAACAGAAAAAAUGCCUUCCAGGUAACUGCUCACAAACACGCAGGACCCCCAUCCCCCUGAUUCCACAAAUCCCCAUGGCCCUGGUACGUGCACAUUCAGCUGUGUGCUCUUACCCACCCAUACGGCUGUAGCUGCCUACCUUGAAAAGGAUUUCUUCUAUUUUGAUCAUUCGAGUUUAAGAAAUAUACCUGGCUUGUGUUAUUCAUUGCUUACAGUGCUAUUGCCAGAUGUGUUACAUCGUGCUUAAUUUAACAGCUUUUGUUCUUUUUGGUGAGUGUCGACCUUAACAAACACCGGUUUUGAUAAAUAAGGGAGGGGUGUUUUCCCCCCUUUCAGAACACUGGUAUUGGUAACCAAGAGAAAGAGAUGAGCUUCUUGACUGUAAAAAAUUACCAGUGGAGGUCGCAUGCUCGUGGGAGAGGGGUGAUAGGAAACCUGCCUGGACUCACGCACCUCUGCCCUCGCCGCCUGCGUGCAGCAGCCCUGGGCUGGGCGCUGGUGCUGACACGGCCCAAGAUCAAUGGGGAAAUAUGUUUCUGCCCAAAAGAGCAAACAGGUAGGAAAAGGGCAGAAAGCAGAGCUGUUUCGCCGUGACUACGUGGCAAGCUCAGUGCCAAAGCAGGCGCCCUGCCCAGCGCUAAAGUCUACAUCACACCCAUUCUGCCGACUGCUGACCAAACCCUGCCAGACCCAGCUCUGGCUGCUCCUGCACGUAUUCACCUGCCGACAAGUGCAAGAAUCACUCUUACAUUCAUUUUGUCGUGUUUUCAUGCCUGAGGUGCUUUUGAGCCAUUGUGGUGAGCUUCACAAACUCAACACCAAGUCCAGGUGGUACCAGGAGGGUGGGGUGAAAACUUCCCCUAAGUUUGGGAAACUCCAAAAACAGCUGAGAGCCUUGUGCUAAGAGAAACAUGGCACUCAUACCGUGACAAACAAAGAAUGGAGAUACAAGCAAAGCAUUUUUAUUUCAGACUGGACAUUUUGAGCCAGCAUUUGCCAUGGGAAGUUGUUCUCUGUGUGCUGUGAGCUGCAGCGAGCCACAUGGCAGAGGAUGCAUGGUGGGCAUGGAAGAGCCAUGAAGAUUC
Molecule: messenger RNA, 4027 nt
Organism: Falco peregrinus (peregrine falcon)
Lineage: Eukaryota; Metazoa; Chordata; Aves; Falconiformes; Falconidae
Gene: DZIP1L
Product: DAZ interacting zinc finger protein 1 like
Exons: 12
Coding region: 269-1864 (531 amino acids)
Biological process (GO): cilium assembly
Cellular component (GO): ciliary basal body; cytoplasm
Source: RefSeq, a predicted model, not a curated record